AUGACACUCGAAGAGCAAAUACAAGAGAUCACUGCUGAUAUCCACGAACUCAAACGAGUGAUCGACUAUACUACUCGUCCUCGCAUAAAGGAAAAUCUGGAGCUUCAACAACGCAAAUUCGAAAAGGAAUUAGUCCAACUUCAGGAAAAGCUUCAGAAGCAGCAGCAACAACAACAAGAACAACAACAGGUUGCUGCUCAAGCAGAAGAAAAAUCAGUUAGUGCCAGUGCCCAAUCAACAGCUACCCGAUCCUACACAAAAGAUAUAUCAGUCUAUGCUUGUAGUGAGCUUAUAAAUAAUAAUGCAGUAACACAAGCAGCUGGAACAACAACAAAAUCAUCCGAAUUACUAGAUCGAUAUUGUGAUACACUUUUGAGAAAAGGGAAUCAAUCAAUCGAAGAGACUGGUCUUAAAGUAAAAAUUCCAUCACAUAAUGGUGCUACUAUGCAUUUCAAAAUAUAG
Molecule: messenger RNA, 462 nt
Organism: Rotaria sp. Silwood1
Lineage: Eukaryota; Metazoa; Rotifera; Eurotatoria; Philodinida; Philodinidae
Source: the annotation of a GenBank genome assembly